AUGUCGGACACGGAUUCGAAAGAGAAAGGGUUCGACGCUGCCGAAUACCUCGAAGCACAGCCAACCGUUGCUGUGCGCACACAAAUUGCCUGGGACGAUGAUGCGGAACAACAGCGUGGUCGUCGAUUCUCCCAAUCCAGCCGGCCGGACCUUGCUCGCUCGACGAGUCGCGAUUCGAUAAGCAGCGUGCGUAGUCGCACUCGCAAUGCGAACGCCGGAAUCCCCAUCGAAUUCCGCACGCUCUCCUUCAACGUCUCCCAAUCGCGCUCGCAGGCCCGCGGCGAUUAUGAUUAUCCCACCAAGAAACCGGUCGCCGGCAAAGACAACCGGGUCGAAACGUUCUCCAAGGCCGACGAGCACGUCGUCGCCAUCGAUCAACUCUACCAACGACUGCGAGUGUCCCCGACGCAGGGCUUGAGCAAAGAGGGAGCGGCGAAAAGACUGCGCGACGAUGGCCCCAACGUGUUGCCUCAGCGUCGCAAGAACUACAUCAAGACCCUGCUGCGAUAUGUCUUUGGCGGCUUCUGCUCCAUCCUGUGGGUCGGCGUGAUCAUCUUCUUCAUCUGCUGGAGGCCCUUGGGUGAUCCCGAUCCCGCUCCCUACAAUCUCGGUCUCGCCGUCCUCGUCAUCAUCGUCAUCGUCCUCCAGGCCUGUUUCUCUGCGUUCCAGGAUUGGUCGACGGCCAAGACCAUGAACUCCAUCCUCGACAUGCUCCCAUCUGAUGCACACGUGCUGCGCGACGGCGAGUGGACGACCGUCCGCACCCACGACGUCGUCUGCGGCGACAUCGUACGCAUCAAGAUUGGAGACAAGGUGCCCGCCGAUCUCCGCCUCGUCGAGACUUCUGGUGAUAUCCGUUUCGACCGCUCCGCCAUGACUGGCGAGUCGGAAGAGGUCGAGGGCUCGAUCGAGACCACCGACGACACCUUCUUGGAGAGCCGAAACAUCGCACUGAUGGGCACCAUCGUCACCAACGGUAGCGGAAUGGGCGUCGUUGUGCUCACUGGAGCUCGCAGUGUCAUGGGUGGAAUCGCCAAAGCGACGGCGUCGGUCAAAGACAAGCCGACUUCCAUCCAGCAGGAAAUCACGCGCUUUGUGAUCAUCAUCGUUGGCUUGACCGCUUGCCUUGCCGCUCUGAUCCUCUUCACCUGGCUCGGCUGGGUGCGCAAGUCAUACCCGGGCUACAUGAAUGUCGUCGACAUGCUGGACGAUGUGAUGGGCUGUGUCGUCGCUUUCAUUCCCGAGGGCAUGCCCGUCGCAGUCGCCUUGACUCUCAUGAUGAUUGCCCGACGCAUGAAGGCUGCCGACGUUCUGCCUAAGAGCCUGGGCACGGUCGAGAUGUUGGGAUGCGUCAACGUCAUCUGCUCCGACAAGACGGGUACCUUGACCGAGAACAAGAUGACGGUCACAUCCGUCGGAUUCUUGGACGAGUCGAUCAGCGCGGCCGAGGCCACGACUCGGAUCCAGGACGGCAACAAGGUCGACGCCCUCACGAAACUGCAUCGUGCAGCACGUCUCUGUGUCGAUGCCUCCUUCGAUCCUCUGAGCAUGGACCUGCCAAUCCCCGAACGUUUGACGCAAGGCAACGCCACUGAUGGCGCGGUACUGCGAUUUUCCGAAGCGGCCAUCCCGAACUCGGGUGUGCAGGAGACUUAUCGACAAGUCGCCCAGCUUCCAUUCAACUCCAAGAACAAAUACAUGCUGACCCUUCACGAUGAUGACGACGGAAACGACGAGAAACAACAAGAAAAGAAGACAUUCCUGGCCUUGGUCAAGGGUGCACCGGAUGUGCUCUUGCCAAAGUGUUCGUCGUACUUCUCCUACCACCAAAACAAAGUCCUCCCACUUGACCAAGAGGCACGUGGAAUGCUGUCUGCGGUCCAGACAAAGCUUUCGUCCAACGCUGAACGAGUCAUUCUCUUGACGGAGCGCCGAUACGCACCACAGGCCGCCCUGGGAACGAACGAUCUGACCCGCGAGCUGGGCGAGAACUGCUUCUCCGACCUCACGAUCAUUGGAGUGCUGGGCAUCUUUGAUCCGCCUCGUCCGGAAUCCGCUGCCACGGUGGCGACCUGCCGGAGGGCCGGCAUUCGAUUCUACAUGAUGACCGGAGACUACGGAUUGACUGGCGCUGCCAUCGCUCGACAGAUCGGAAUCUUCACUGGCGAGCGCGCCCCAGAUACUUUUGCAACACUUCAAGAACGACGUUCGCCGGCCACCUCGCCGACCAAGGAUAUCGAGCCUGAUUUCUCGUAUCACUCUCUGCUGUUGGAGGGUGCGCAGAUCGGCAUGCUGAUCGACGAGGACUGGGACAUUGUGUGCGAGUACGAAGAGAUUGUGUUUGGCCGGUGUUCGCCGGAGCACAAGAUGCGCAUCAUCCAGGAAUUGCAGAAGCGAGGGAAAGCGACGGCGGUCACUGGUGACGGUGUCAACGACGCGCCCGCCCUCAAAGCUGCGGACGUUGGUAUCGCUCUCGCGAGUGGCAGCGAUGUUGCCCUCGAAGCGGCAGACCUCGUUCUACUGGGCAAGUUCGACUCCAUCAUCGAGGGUAUCCGCUUGGGCCGCCUGGUGUUCCAGAACUUGCAAAAGGUCAUCAGCUACCUCUUGCCUGCCGGCUCGUGGUCCGAAAUCUGGCCGGUGAUUAUGAACGUCUUUGUCGGCGUUCCCCUUCCGCUCUCUUCGUACCUGAUGAUCAUCAUUUGUGUGUUUACCGAUCUGUUCAUGUCCAUGGCCUUGAUCAUGGAAAAGGAGGAAUUCGACCUGAUGAGCCUGCCGCCGCGCAACCACCGCAAAGACCAUCUGAUCAAUCUGAAGAUCUACGCGCAAUCCUACCUCUUCAUCGGCGUGAUGGAGACGAUUUGUGCGCACGCCAUGUUCUUCCUCUACUACUGGCGCCAUGCGGGCAUUCCGGCGUCCGCGCUGUUCCUCGCUUUCAACAAGUACUCUGCCGGGUUCUACGGCUACACGGAAGCAGAGCUGGAGCACUUCAACAUUGUCGGACAAAGCGUGUACUUCAUCACGCUCGUGAUCCUGCAGUGGGGCAACGUGCUGUCCAUCCGCAACAAGCGCCUGUCGAUUAUCCAGGCGGAUCCGAUCCGCAAGGGGCGUCGCAACCCGUGGUUGGUGCCGGCAGCGCUGGUGGCUCUGGUGAUUGCCAUCUUCGUGACGGAGGAGCCGGGCUUGAAGAAGCUCUUUGGCACGGGCAGCGCGCCGUUGGAGUUCUACUUUAUUCCCAUUCCCUUGGCGUUGGGCAUUUUGGUGAUGGAUGAGUUGCGCAAGGUGCUGGUGCGGUGUUGGCCGAGCGGGCCGAUUGCCAGGAUUGCGUGGUGAGGAGUGUUUUUGUUAGUGGAUCGUACAUGUAGAAUUGCCUACAUAUGAUUGCAAACGUCUGUACGAGCAGAUGAUCUUGGCCUUCUCACCUCUGCUUGUCAACAGCGCAUCUGCACGGAGUGAGAGCAGACCCGCCAGCAGCCUCAGGCAUGACAGGCACCAAUUCGGCAGUAAGGCAGACACAAAUAGAAAGAUGCUUGCCAAGAAGGUGACCAAAGGAAACCAGUGAGCCUGCGCGGCGAUUG
Molecule: messenger RNA, 3575 nt
Organism: Neohortaea acidophila
Lineage: Eukaryota; Fungi; Ascomycota; Dothideomycetes; Mycosphaerellales; Teratosphaeriaceae
Exons: 3
Coding region: 1-3330 (1109 amino acids)
Biological process (GO): intracellular potassium ion homeostasis; potassium ion import across plasma membrane; intracellular sodium ion homeostasis
Cellular component (GO): membrane
Molecular function (GO): P-type sodium:potassium-exchanging transporter activity; ATP hydrolysis activity; ATP binding
Source: RefSeq, a predicted model, not a curated record